This is a messenger RNA of Haemorhous mexicanus (house finch), 2543 nucleotides long. Its product is annotated as fibrinogen-like protein 1. Lineage: Eukaryota; Metazoa; Chordata; Aves; Passeriformes; Fringillidae. The transcript has 10 exons. The record is from RefSeq and is a predicted model, not a curated record. Bases 279 to 1391 code for a protein of 370 amino acids.
CUUUGGCAUUACAGCUGUGCUCCUAUAAAACAGAUUAAACAGCAAAAGGAAUGUUGAAUGGAAAAGCUGUGUUAUUUCCACCUUGCAGGACUUACUGAAAUGAUCCUGGCUGGAUUAAAACAUGAGCUGAAACUCCCACAGGGAGCAUUAGUCUGAGUGAUUCACAUAAACACUCAAAGAAGUCAGUCUUGGUUGAGCUUCCUAGUCAAGUUGACUUUUAAGGGAGAUAAUCUUUCUGGGAGGAGGUCUGAAGAAAGGCAAGUUACAGGUGAUAAGAAAUGAGUGUGAUGAUGCACUGGUUGCUGCUUCUCCUUCUCCUGGUCAGCUUUGGCUCACCUGCACCCAGGUUUUCGGACAAAGAUAUCUGCCUCCUAGACAACAAUAAAUUGAGACAAAGGUUAAAACACCUUCAAGACUUGCUUUACUUAUAUGAAUUGCAGCUGAAGGACAUACUGGAGAACACUUACCACAGAACGAAAAGCCAACUGUUCUCAGGCAACAGGAGCAUGCAGCAUGAGACACUUUUACCCACAACCAGUGGAAAUUUGAUAGUGUAUGACCAAGAUACAUGGGAAGGAGAAGAGCUGACUGGUUGCCCUCACACCCAAAGAUAUCCCUUGGGGCUAGAGUCACUUAUCCCAGCUGUAGGCAGCUAUUACCCAGAUUGCUCGGCGGUGUAUGGCCGGAAGAGCACCACGAGUGGCUACUACCGCAUCAGGCCCAGAGCAGACCGAGAGCCUUUCCUGGCCUUCUGUGACAUGUCUGAUGGCGGCGGCUGGACCGUCAUUCAGCGGCGCAGUAACGGCAAGGAGAAUUUCAACAGGAAAUGGGAUGAUUACAAACUGGGAUUUGGGAAAUUCCAGGGCAAGAAUGAUGAAUACUGGCUGGGCAACGACUACAUCCAUGACCUGCUUGCUAGAGGAGAGAACUCAUUAAAGAUUGACCUGAUGGACUGGCAUGGGGAAAGACGUUAUGCAAUCUAUGAAAAUUUCCAGCUUGCAAAUGAGCAGGAAAAUUACAGGUUAUGGUUUGGGACCUAUUCUGGUAAUGCUGGCGACGCUCUGUCUGGUGGGAGCAAUUUUGAAGAUCAGUGGUCAGCUUCUCACAGAGGGAUGCAGUUCACCACAUUUGAUAAGGAUCACGAUCAGUUCCUGGCAGGCAACUGUGCAUCAGAGAAUAAGGGUGGCUGGUGGUUUAACAGGUGCCAUGCUGUAAACCUCAAUGGGCGAUACUACAAAAGAGGGAAGUACAGUGGACCCCAUGAUGACGGCUUGGUUUGGUCUACGUGGCACGGGAUGUGGUACUCACUGAAAUACUCAGCCAUGAAAAUCAGGGCUCCAUUCUUUAUCGACAGAGAGAGCGGAGAUGGUGAGAACAGUCAGGCCCGCUGAAACCUGCUGCUUUGGAAAGAGAAAAGCACCGGCUGAAAAGAGUGGUGUAAGUUGAUAGUCAGUGCUCUGCUGCUGCCAAUCACCAAACCUGCACUUGAUAGCUGGAAUUGCACCUGCUUCUGCUACCUGAAGCUAACAGCACAAAUUGUUUGAACACAGCCAGACAACAAUUUAAUAAAAACCAUAUAGAUCACAGUCAUGGAAUAACCAGAGAUUUCUUCUUCAGCAGUUUUCAAGAUUUUGUUGGAGAAUGUUUAUUGAAAGUUCUCUGGACUUAGAAGGAUCAAGCAUGUCCUUUAAUCAAUCUAUACUUUUCAAGGUCUAAACCCUUCUCAUCUUAACCAUCAGUGUUUCAGUUAUGAGAACAUCAGGAUAGAAAGAACAAGGGGAUGGGGAAUUGGACUUCAACUGGUGUGCCUUUGUUAGUGCUUUACUCUGCAUCAGAAGAAUGUUUUUAAGCAACUUUCCCUAUGGUUCUAAUUGCCACACUUCAGUUGCAGAGUGCUCCUGGACUGUGUGAAAGCAAACCUGUGCAUGGACAUGCUCCAACUGCUAAUCUGCAUCCAGACUAAGGCUGCUUCAAAGUAAACACCCACAAUAUGAACAGUGUGAGUUCCAUUCCAAAAGCUUCCUGCUGCAGAUCCACUGCUAGAGUAUAACACAAGACAUUAAAGCAGACAAAGUUUUAAACCCCAGAUUAAAACUGUGCAGAUUUUACUAAAAUUAAGGUGAAUGCAGAUAUUCCUAGGGGUUCCUAAAAUGCAGUAAUGAUUCUCCUGUACAUUCUCCUGUAAUUUACCAGAUGACUUUGCAUUAGUGGAGGAAUCAGAAAGUGGUUGAACCACAAGGCACACUGCUUUCACUGUCUCGCUGGGGUGAAAUGAAAGAGCAACACAAAUGAAAGAAACGGAAUACUGAAAAUUUAUUUUCUACAGCUGUUAAUAACAACAGUUAAAAAUGAACAGCGGAAUCAGCUUGAUGCAAAUAAUUUAACUGCCAUGCUGCAGAAUAAACCUGCUUCCUUUUUUUCUGAUUUAUAAUAAUUUUUAAACUGGUAUUUCUUUUCCAUUUAAUUGCUUUUAUAUCCAUACAUACUGUAAUUUGUAUACAUAUCGACAAAGAGUGAAAUAAAACCAUCUGAGUAGGACUUAA